Molecule: messenger RNA, 15775 nt
Organism: Ornithodoros turicata
Lineage: Eukaryota; Metazoa; Arthropoda; Arachnida; Ixodida; Argasidae
Product: ATP-binding cassette sub-family A member 2-like
Exons: 51
Coding region: 283-7596 (2437 amino acids)
Biological process (GO): transmembrane transport; lipid transport
Cellular component (GO): intracellular membrane-bounded organelle; membrane
Molecular function (GO): ATP binding; lipid carrier activity; ATP hydrolysis activity
Source: RefSeq, a predicted model, not a curated record
AACUACAAACGUGCCGUUAUGGCAGCGAUUAGGUAACAGUGUGGUGGUAGUACUGCUGGUGAAAACUUGCAUUUACGACUUGUGCUCAAAGAUAGAGGCUUUACAUUCCUCAUCUGUUGUGUUGUAGGUGUUCGGCAUUCAUGUGCGUGGUUUGCAUUGCUGUUACCACGGAGAGAUCUACUGGAAUCGGAACGCUUUGUUGUAGCGUGAACAGCUGAUUGGUUUUGUUUCGUGCAUUCGAGUGGGGGGUAAACAGUCGUUCUUCCCAGAUGCGGGGCUAAUAUGGGCUUCUGUCUCCAACUACGAUUGCUGCUAUGGAAGAAUUAUACCCUGAAGAAGAGAAAGCCACUUGUGCUUCUCUUCGAGCUCGUUAUUCCUCUGGUGCUAUUUUUCAUCCUCAUAGGCAUUCGCAAGAAACAGCCGGCGUACCCUGUGAAGUCGUCUUCCUUCCCUGCAUUUCCACUGCCUUCUGCAGGAGUGAUUGCUGUAAUGCAAGCAUUCUGCGACAACGGUGUACGAGACGAAAAUGGGUUUGCAACUUUUCCAAACAGCACGGUGACAGCAUUUCUGGAACGUCUCAAAAACAUUUCGCAGCACCACAACUUCUUCCAACCAGGAUUUACUCUGAGCGAAAUGGAUCUCAUUCCAUCGAUUUUUCGUACUGUAGUGGAAGAUCCGGUUGCGCUGCAUGAUUGCUUUAUGCAGGCACCAGCUAUGAGGGUCGACUAUUUUCUCAAGGAUCCAGGGGGUCUCGGAGACUUCCUUGUAGCCAAUUUUUCCAUGCCACGUAAAGAGAUAGACGUCCUGCUAUCUGGAUCUCUCGACAUGAAGCAGGUUUAUUCAACGAUCUUUGGAAAAUUGGAUGGUGAACAACCAUCAGAAGGUAGCACGCGGCUGGUUCGUGAUGCGGCACUAUUGUACGAUACAUCUCCCGUACCUUUAGAGCACCUUUCACUGAGGCAUCUACAUCAAUUCUUGAACAUCCUUCACCAUAACCCAAAGGGAAUGGCUCAGCUGUUGAGCAUUGUGCAGUGGAUAUUUAACACUGACACGGCCCACUCACAUGCUCGGCGUCCACCUCAUUUUGACCCAGAAGAAGUUGCCUCAAAUCUAGCGGCAUUGCUACUUUCUCCGGAAGUGCUGAGGAUGUCAUUAUGCCAGUCAAAUGAGAUGCCCACCAUCAUAGUUAUAAAUGCAUCUUUUACCGAAGAGAACAAGGCCCAACUCCAUGAUCGGUUGUGUAAUUUAACUGAUCAACAGAUGGACAUUCUUUCAUCUGCACUUAUAAGUCAAGUGGACAACGCAAGAGUAGCAGAAACUCUGGCACUGGAUCAAUGGAACCUCUCUGCAGGACGUGAACACGUGAGAAAGCUAGCUGAUGAUUUGCACAGGUUCAACUUGUUUGAAACUUCGGUACGUGAGAUUUCGGAGCUGGCCUCCGAUCUUCCUCAAGAUGCAUGUCACAAUUCGAAUGACACAGACGUAGAGGCGUCACUAAAUGACACAACGAGCGAAGCCCGAUCUCAUGUAAGCAGCAAACAAAAUGUGCUGAACAAGGUCAAAAAGACAAAGCCUCAGUAUGGUCUUCUGCGGAUAUGGCUUGGGAUGCAGCGCAUGAUCUGUGGAAAAGUGAGCAAGGCUUCUACAGAGUCAAUAUCGGCAGACGACGGGAAUCUCAAUCUUGAUGACAUUGGUGUUUCUGAGUACCAGAAAGAACAAAUCGGAAUCCUGGUACACGUGCUGUAUAGUAACCCCAAAGUUCUGUUUACCCCAAACAACACUGCAGCCAACCUCAUCAUAAAAAAGGCCAAUGAAACCUUUGAGCUGCUUGACAUGGUGACCAGGUACUCCAAAAAGAUGCUCAACGUCUCUCAUGACAUUCGCGACUAUCUGGCUUGGAAUACAACUGAUCACUCACUGGCUAUACUAAGACAUAUACGAGAGAAUCUUCGUCGCUACCCUCUCAUACUUGAAGUGACUCGGAGUGAGUCCCUGCAGACAUUCGCUUUUGGAGAUGGGAGUGGUGCAUCAGUUAUAGAAGACAAAGAGGCAUUUGUGCAUCGGCUCGACGUCAUUGACAACGCUGCUUGCUCGUGGAUAUCUCUCAUGUCAGGAUUGAGUCUGAACAUGUUUCGUGGGUUUCGCACGCAAGAGGACCUCAUGGCCUAUUUUAAGAACCGGGCCUACUUUGAUAAUGUCACGGUGCUCGCAAGUGUGUUGUUUGGAAUGUCCCCGAAUGGAUCAAUGCCGAGGCAUAUGACGUAUACUAUCAGGCAGAAUGCUUCUUUCACUUCAACCACCAACUUGAUGAGAAGCCGUUUCUGGUUCCCUGGUCCACGUAACUGGGGAUACGAGUACUACCAGUUUGGAUUUGUCUGGCUCCAGGACAUCCUGGAAAGAGCAAUGGUGAAUGUUUAUACAGGCCAAGAUAUUACUGCACCAGGAACUUAUAUCCAUCAAUUUCCUUAUCCGUGUUACAUUCAGGACCAGUUCUUGUUCAUGAUCGAACACGUAAUGCCCCUCUGCAUGGCUAUUUCCUGGGUGUACUCCGUGGCCAUGUUGGUUCAAAACGUGGUCUACGAGAAAGAGAAGAGGUUAAAAGAAGUAAUGAAAACCAUGGGUCUCAACAGUGCUGUUCAUUGGCUGGCAUGGUUCAUAAGCAGCUUCGUACAGAUGACGAUAACGGCAGCAAUUCUCACGGCUCUGUUGAAGAGUGGCCGAGUGCUUACCUACAGCAACCCUUUCAUAUUCUUUCUAGUCUUGGAGACCUUUGUUAUUGCCAACAUCACAUUUUCGUUUUUAGUGAGCGUGCUGUACUCUAAAGCAAAACUGGCAGCAGCGUGUGCGGGCAUCAUCUAUUUUCUGUCUUACGUACCAUACAUGUAUAUUGCUGUACGAGAGGAGGCGGCCCAUGACAACAUUCCUGCAUGGCUUAAGACACUGGCUUCUCUGCUGUCAACAACUGCAUUUGGGCUUGGAGCCAAAUACUUUGCCUUCUACGAGGAAGUGGGAGCUGGCGUGCAAUGGUCCAACUUGGGAGUGUCUCCCCUGGAGGAUGACUCCUUCAGCUUAGCCCAUGUUGCAAGCAUGAUGCUAGCUGAUGCUCUUCUCUAUUCUUUCUUGGUGUGGUACAUCGAGAAUGUUCAUCCAGGGUCGUACGGUCUCCCAAAGCCUUGGUACUUCCCGUUGACUCAGAGCUACUGGUUAGGUGGUAGUCGUCCCGAUGGAGAAUCAGGCCUCCUCUGCUCCUUCUGGCACAAGCUGCUAGGCCAGCAUCAGAGUCCUGCAGAUUUCCAAUCAAGUGAAGAAGAGCAAGCGUGUGCACUUGAGGGACGAGCGCACAUGGACAGUGGGUAUUUCGAGCCUGACCCAGCAGAGCUGCCAUUGGGUGUUUGCAUUGACAACCUAGUAAAGGUAUACAAAGAUGGAGAUAAGCUGGCAGUGAACCGACUGAGCUUGAAUUUGUACGAGGGACAGAUAACUUCGUUUUUGGGUCACAAUGGAGCUGGAAAAACCACUACAAUGUCUAUCUUGACAGGACUUUUUCCUCCUACUUCUGGUUACGCCACAAUCUACGGACGGGACAUACGCACUGAGAUGGAUAUCAUCCGCCAAAGCAUGGGAAUGUGUCCGCAGCACAACGUGCUCUUUGACGAGCUUACGGUGGAGGAGCACUUGUGGUUCUACGCCCGUCUGAAGGACACCCCAGACAGCAGCAUACGGGACGAGAUGGACAGGAUGAUCCAAGAUUUGAGCCUACCUCUGAAAAGGCAUAGCAAGGUCGACUCAUUGUCAGGGGGCAUGAAACGGAAGCUGUCGGUAGCCAUAGCAUUCGUUGGCGGUUCGCACGUCGUCAUUCUUGACGAGCCGACAGCAGGUGUCGAUCCCUACUCGAGACGUGCCAUUUGGGACCUGAUCCUAAAGUACAAAAAAGAUCGUACGAUUCUGCUAUCAACACACCACAUGGACGAGGCAGACGUCCUGGGUGAUCGCAUCGCCGUCAUUUCGCAUGGCCAGUUGAGAUGCUGUGGUACUUCACUCUUCCUGAAAAACAAUCUUGGAGAGGGCUACCAUUUGAUACUCGUCAAGAAACCAACCCAAAACAGCAUGACAAGCAAUAAUCAAACCCUGUAUUGCAUGGAAGGUGCAGUGAGUGCAUUCAUCAAGAAACAUGUGCCCACGGCAGUGCUAGUGUGGGAGUCUCAACACGAACUUCAUUACAUUCUCCCGUUGGCUGAGUUGAAGCGCGGCAGUUUUGAGAAGCUGUUUUCAGCCUUGGAGACCAGCCUGGAGAGGCUGGGCAUUUCCAGCUAUGGCAUCAAAAAUACUACGUUGGAAGAGGUAUUCCUCAAGGUAGCCCAGGAGGCCGGCCACUCUGAAGACGAAAGAUGUGCAGAACCUGCAAAGAGGCCAAAGGUUGUUUCUUCAGCGAAACGCUGCCGCUCGGAGGAGAAACAGCCUCUGACGGAUUUUGGGUGCCCACUAAAUGAUCUGUCAGGUACUACUGGACACGGAGAUGACAGAAACUCGGAACACCACAAUGGAUUUGCAAACACAGCAGACGACGACUACGGCAGCUGGGAAGGAAUGGACAUUGGCGGUCGAGUUAGCGGAAAGCUUCUCCUGGUGCAGCAACUAAGCGCCAUCUUAUUGAAGCGAUACUGGUGCACUCGACGAAACUGGAAGGGUCUCUUUGCGCAGAUUUUGCUGCCUGCAUUCUUUGUGGCUGUUGCUAUGUCAGUAGCCCUUACUGCCCCCCACGUGGAGGACCCACCUUCCCUUGUGCUUUCUCCAUCACGCUACUACAACUAUACCCAACCUGGAGGAAAUGUUCUUCCGUAUGCUUACCGGGACGGAGAGCACACCAGCUGGAGUAAGGAGGCAGAUGCCCACCAACUGGCAUCGACUCUGCGACUUCCAUCUGGGAUAGGAGCUACCUGCGUGCUGCGUUGGCCACUCAAUGGCACAAGCAGCAUACUGGUGCAGUCUUCUUCACUAGCCAAUUACUCCGAUCGCUCUCUAGACUGGGACAUGCUGGGCGCUUUUGAGCCACAGUGCCGCAGUGUCUUUGUCCCGGGGCUCCCACUCGACAACUUUGUCCCACCGCUGCCCACCGUGGAGACAACUCAUGCAACCAGUGGGUCAGACACACUGACAGCUCCUGGAGCCACUCCGAUUCCCCGCUCAACACAACGUCCAGGAGUCGAACAUCACGAGCGCUUUUACCCAUACUGCGAGUGUUCGUCGGACAAGACCGGCUAUGUCUGCGAAUCGACGGGAUUUCAUGACCCCCCGAUGUUCCGAGCUCUCACUGGGGAUAUUUUGUUAGACAUCAGCAGCCAGAAUGAGCACGAGUACUUUCUCUACACUACAGACAUGUUUCGACUGAGACGAUAUGGAGCUUUCUCUUUUGGACUCAUCAGAGACUAUGUGCCCAAGAACUUUGGUAAAGAUGCCCCAGCCCUUUUCAGAAAGAUUGCAGUACGUAGCGUGGCCAAGGUGUGGUACAAUAACAAAGGCUACCAUGCAAUGCCGACAUACAUAAACAGCAUGAACAAUGCUGUUCUCAGGGCAAACCUCCCUCCUGAAAAAGGGCAUCCUUCUACCUAUGGUAUCACGGUUAUUAACCACCCCAUGACAGAUACAUCGUUUCUCUUGUCCAAGGACCAAAUCUUACAAGGGACCGAUGUGCUGAUCGCCAUCUUCAUCAUUGUUGCAAUGUCAUUUGUACCAGCCAGCUUUGUGCUGUUUCUUGUGUAUGAGCGCUUUACCAAAGCCAAGCAUCUCCAAUUCGUCUCUGGAGUCAAUCCUGUGGUCUAUUGGCUAGCCAACUACUUCUGGGAUAUGUGUAGCUACGUAGUACCAGCCACCUGUUGUGUUCUAAUUCUGCUCAUCUUUGAUAUACCAGCAUAUACAUCUGCAAAAAACUUUCCUGCAGUCCUCUCCCUCUUUCUUAUGUAUGGGUGGUCAGUUACACCAGUGAUGUACCCAGUGUCAUUCCUGUUUAAGGAGCCUAGCACUGCCUAUAUAUUUCUCAUCGUCAUAAAUCUUUUUGUGGGCAUCACGUGCAUCGUCACUAGCUUUCUUCUCGAAGUGUUCUCCUACGAUGCCUACUUGGGGGAAUUGCAUCACGUUUUGAAAACGGUGUUCCUGAUGUUCCCUAAUUACUGCCUCGGGAGAGGUCUAAUGGACAUUGCCUUCAACGAAUACCAGAACUUCUUUCUUUUCAAAACAGGCCGUUACGAUCGUAUGCGUUCACCGUUUGCCUGGGACUUGGUGACCAGGAAUCUGGUGGCCAUGGCCUUUUCGGGUACCCUUUUUCUCGUUCUCACAUUAUUGCUGGAAUUCAACUUUUUUCUCAAACCCAAGAGGGUAAUUGUUCCUGAAGCCCUGAAUGUUGAAGAAGACGAAGAUGUCCAGCGCGAGAAAAGGCGGGUACUGAGUGGUCGUGCCCACACCGACAUGCUCUACCUGAAAAACCUUACAAAGAUUUAUCACACAAGGAAACUUGGGAAGCACUUAGCUGUAGACAGGUUGUGUCUCGGAGUUCCUAAAGGGGAGUGCUUUGGUCUACUAGGUGUAAAUGGAGCUGGGAAGUCCACCACCUUCAAGAUGCUUACAGGUGACACAGGAAUCACAUCUGGGGAUGCCUAUCUGAAUGGACACAGUGUGUGCCGAGACUUUGCCAGGGUGCAGCAAUAUGUCGGCUAUUGUCCACAGUUUGAUGCACUUUAUGAGGAGCUGACAGCACGAGAGCACCUCCAGUUGUAUGCGAGGUUCAGGGGAAUCCCUGUCAAGGAAGAGAGCAAGGUGAUAGAAUGGACACUCCAUAAGUUAGGGCUAACCCAGUAUGCUGAUCGUGUUGUGGCCACCUACAGCGGUGGUAACAAGCGCAAGCUCUCAACUGCCAUUGCUCUCCUCGGUGGCCCUGCCGUUAUCUACCUGGAUGAGCCCACCACGGGCAUGGACCCGUACACGCGUCGUUUCCUUUGGGACUUGAUCCAUGACCUGGUUCAAGGUGGUCGUUCUGUCAUCUUGACCUCUCACAGCAUGGAAGAGUGCGAAGCCCUUUGUACCCGUCUGGCCAUCAUGGUGAAUGGGCACUUCAAGUGCCUAGGAAGUAUCCAGCACCUCAAGAAUAGGUUUGGUGAAGGCUACUGCGUCACAGCGCGCCUUCGUGACGGUGCCCCCACUGCCCGAGACACUGUUGCUGCUUGGUUUGACCGUGCCUUUCCAAAUGCCACACUUAAGGAGAAACACUUCAAUAUGCUCCAGUACGAAUUAAAGUCCAAAAGCCUGUCAUUAGCCUAUGUCUUCUGCCAGAUGGAACAAGCCCUAAAAGAGCUCCCUAUUGAAGAGUAUUCUGUGUGCCAAAACACCUUAGACAACGUGUUCAUCAAUUUUGUAAAACAGCAGUCUGAGAGAGGUCGGGAACCCACGUGGGCGGCAAGCAGACACGCAACUGAUGUGUUCCGACGGUUCCGACAUGUCCCUCUGGAUGACACCAUUGGAGACAGUGAUGAUGAUGACAUUCAGGAGCGUCUGCAAAAGUCGCAGAGUCAUCUGGAAUUUCUGAAUAUGGAUGUGGAGUGCUAAUGGCCAUUAUGCUGUCGACUGCAUUCGUGAAGGGAGUAGAAAAAGAGUGCUUGAAGCCUGUCGAGUGCCGCAGUUUUACAGUGUCCGAUGCAAGGAGUCAUGAGCAUGAGUAUUUGAAUCUCUGCUUUGUGCUCACUGUGAGAAGGAAAGGGAAAGAAGGAAAUGCACAUGUACCUACCUCGUUCUUUUCGAGCUAAACUUUGUUGAACAUAAUAGGUCGCAUAUAGUCAUGGGGUUUGGAGAACGUACAGCUCCGGUGUAUUUUUUUUUUUAUUUUCUCAUCAUUUGCUACCAGGCCAUCACACUUCACCUGUACAUAUCUGUUAUGUAGCCCUCCAGCGUGCUUCUGAUAAGCUAGGCACCCCUUUUGGUGUAGCGUACAGUAUAACAUAACCUUUAUACAAUGUUCACUAAGUGACGCUGGCAUAUUGGUCUUGCAUAAAAUGUGACCUAAUCCCAUUCAGCACAAAUUGUUGCAGUGAUAUUGCACCAAUAUUGCCACGCAAUAUUGAUGUUAUGUUGCUAAUGACAGCAACAAUGCUGCUACAAUGUUAUAAAAACAACAUUGCAAAAAUGUUGUAUGUCAAUGUUGAUACGACGUUGCUAAUGAUCGCCUUCAUUACGUUGCAGCAAUGUUGCAGAAACAACAUUGCAAAAAUAUAACAUUGCAAUGCUGAUGUGACAUUGCUAAGGACUGACUUCGUUAUUUUUCAACAAUGUUAGGGAAACAACAUCACAAAAACAUGACACUGCAAUGUUGAUGUAACAUUGCUAAUGACCAGUUAUUUUAUAUUGUAGCAACAUUACAAAAGCAACACUGGAGGAACACUGCAGUGUUGUCUUGGUGAUAUGUGUGCUAUGUAACACAGUAUGCUUAUAUACUUAGAGCCUGAAGUUUUCGGGAAAUAUUUUUUUCCCAAUUCUCUCUAAAUUUGCUCUAAAUUCAUGCGAAUGUGGGUGGAGAAACUUCCAGUAUGGUAAAUUUGUGGAGAAAACUGGCUCUAUUACUCCAGUGAGCUGUACUGGUUUGGUACAAACAGUGAUUGAUGUAAUUGUGUUUGCUGCCAAACAACCUAGUGUGCAUUCCUACAGACGUUUCAGUGAGGGCAAUGUGCCGGGUAAACAUCAGGUUUCACCCUAAAGAGGCAACCUUCAAUUCAGGGUGCAAAUUCGGGACAAGCACGACAAUUCAACCACGUGCUGGGUCUCUUGAAUCAUCUCUCAAAUUUAGGCAGCAUUGGCCAAAAACGGAGACACAAAAGCGUUACGACCGACCUCUUUCACUGACAGUAACGGAAAAUGAACAGUCACUGUCUAUUUUCUUGACUCAAUUGUUAUUUUGGUUUAAUUCUUUUGAUACGAAUUUCGAAUGAUACGAAUCUUUUCCGUUACCCUGUGAAAUUCGUAUCAUCGAGAUUCUACUGUAACUGCGAAGUUUCGUCAGUGUCCAAUGUGCAACAUUGCUCUUGCAACAGUUUUGCUCUACGCAUCCUUUGAAAUACAGCCGGCACAUUGGUACAAUGAUACUGCUGCAACGUUGAAAUCAGGUUGCUGAUGCGCUGUUUUCUGAGCAAUGCUAUCGCAGCAUUGCAUUCACAUUGCUUGCCAAACAUAACAUCAGCAAUGUAACUCCGACAUUUCAUCAGUGUAGCACGCAACAUUGCUUCGGCAACACAAUCACACUGUUAGCUCUACGCAUCUUCUUGAAUAGAGCAAAAACAUUGAAAUAAAGAUAUUGCACCAACAUUGAAUUUACGUUGCUGAUUAAGCAUUUUGGAAGAAAUGCAGUUACAACAUAGCAUUGACAUUUCUUGCAAAACAUUGCAUCAACAAUGUAAAUGCGACAUUACCUCAGUGUAACACAUUCAACAUUGCUUCAGUAACAUCAUCGCAAUGUUAGCUUUACACAAUUUUUAAAAUAUAGCAUGCACAUUGAAACAAAUAUAUUGCUACAACGAUGAAUUUGGGCAUGAAACACUGCUGCAACACUUCAACGUUCUGGUAACAUUGAUGCAACACAUUUGCAACAUGUUGUGCUGUCUUGGAUCCCAUGCCGAAUUCAUACUGAACUUGAAGAACGAAAAGGUAGCGUCUCCUUGGUAACGUCUCUUGGGAUUUGAUAUUGAAAACCUGCUUUGCUGGAAUUUUGUGGGAAAAUCCAAAUGUUGCCUCUUGUCUUUGAGUUCAAUGAUGGUAAGGCCACCAGGGAACCAAUCUUCAGCUUGGCGAUAUUGUGUAAUGCGCUUCUGAUAUCCUAAUAUAAGUCUAUCACAGGGGUCGGGAACAUUUGCAAUCCUAAGGGCCGCAUUUCAGCCCCCCCCCCCAUUAUUCAAGAGUCCUAACUUUUUAAGGGCGACCUCACAGACAUCAAAUCAAAGCCCCCGUCGGUACCGCUAAACUGCAUAUGUGAGGGGGCGCCACCCCUUCCACAGACGAUGUCUACAAAACUAACUUUGGAUAACUUUAUCUUAAACUAAACACUGACCCGCCUGUGUUGGUCCUGCAGCAAGGGCUAUUUCGUAAAGGAGGCUUCACCUCAUGCACGGAAGCAUCAGGUGAAGCCCACUUUCGGGUUGUGUCGUUCAUAUUCGUGGAAUAGUCGAAUAUUCGAGAAAUUGAAUAUUGGAUAUUCGAUUCGCGAAUCGAAUAGUUCGAGCGUUUGAUAUUCGAUUCGAAUUCGAGAACUCGAAUAUUCGCACACCCCUACAUUUAACCUGAAUAAGGUCGAACCUUACAUGUACAGCACAUCUACGUGAUAUAUGCGUAUGGACCUUCACAUGAGGCAGCAUGCACAUUGUUUUAUAGUACCCUCUUUCUGGAAUUUUUGAGCCUUCACGUGCAGCUUCAGAAACUAUAUUAGAAUAUAUUCAGUUUGAAAGCGAUAUCACUUUGGCUCGAGAUCGGAGUAUACGAUUACGUAUUCGAUUGAGAUUUAUUUAUUUAUUUAUUUAUUGAUGUACCUCAACUUCCCCCCAAGGGCGUUACAUGAGGAGAACACUGACAUGAAGGGGAACUCUGGUUUGGAAUUUAAUUAGGAUUGGAUAUCCAACUAUUCACUUUGCUACAGUAUUAAAGAAAUGCAGCCUUAUUUGUUUACAAUCCCUGCACAUGCCAAUACAGCCUUCAUGAGACAUCACAUGAUGUUUGGAGUCAGCCAAAAGGAAAAGUAACGAUAUCGCAAACUUUGUUCAACUUCAAGAUUGAGGCCCAUGUGGCUCUGCCUAUUGAGCCUAUUCUGCCUAGUCUGCUCUGCACACUCACUCAUGGGCGGCCAUCAUUGGUCACACAAACAAGACGUACUGUAUUUCUCCCUUGAUAUCAUUUAUGUCUAGUCAUUUUCUAAUUUUUAAUUUUUGCUAAUCUUUGUAUUGCUUAUGUUAGCACAUAGUGUUGCCGUUGAGACACUUGUGUUAAAAGAUAAUGUGUACACCAACAGUUUUUCUUCUGUUAGCGGUGUUGAGUAUCGAAGAAUGAAUUAUUUAUUUCUUGCGCCGGCCGCGGCUCGGCACCGGCGCAUGACGGUAGCGGGUGACGAUGGCGGCAGGUCCGCUACACAAUCCUUAUCCUGUAUAUCGUCGUGACACUGCAGCAGUACUUUUGCAUCUUCGGUAGCUUGGGAAGUAUGCCUUGCUGGUGCCGGCUCAACAUUGCGGCAUCAUUAGGAUAUUGCAGUGAACAAACCAGAUAAACAAAUUAUAGCUCUGUAAUGUUGCAUUAUAUUUUUUAUGAUAGGGUUGACAUAUGUGUAACUGCAUCUGGGGAUCUCGGGAAAACGGCUGGUGCAGGGGUGUUGAUUUGUUGGGCAACUGUGUUGCACCUGUCAGACCUGCCAACUGUGAGACCUGCAUAGUCAACUCAAUGGCUACGGAGCACCCUUGCUUAUGAGAAUUCAUUGAUUAUUAUCCAUCAAGCAGUCUCGUUUCCUACUGAAGGAGGCUGUUGUCUCCUGUGACUAUAGCCGUGAGGCAUUUUGCAUAAGACCCUAUAACAUUUUUAUGGCAUCAUAUCGUGUUAUAUUACAGUUGCCGUCCGAUUUUUCGGACUCGGCGGGGAUCGCGCAAGAGUCCGAAUAAUCGAGCAGUCCGAAAAAAAACGAAUUUCGCUUCAAAAUAAACUUUACUAAGCCCUAGUAGGCUGGAAAAAUUUGUCGAUGCUUUCCUAACGCGCUUCCAGCUCUGCCUAAUAACAUCAGCUUCUAUUUCCCGAAGCGACAUUUCGUCAGUGUAAGUACACUGACAGAGGCACCGCCGUCAUCAAGUCCGCAAGUCGGCUUCACCUAACGCAUGCGUGCUUAAGGUGAAGCUCGCUUUACAGCGCUGUCGCACGACUAGUGGGCGGACAGCAGGUGCUGGGCCGUUGGCCAAAAACAAAGACGCAAAAGCGCAACGACAGACCUCUUCUACUCAGAGGAAUGGAAAAUCAACAAUCAUCACUGCCUAUUUUUUUGCCUCAAUAUUUUAGUUGGUUGAUUUCUUCUGAUACGAAUUUCAGAUGAUACCAAUGUUUUCCGUCACCCCAUGAGAGAAAUUCGCGGGUUGGGCAAACAGAGUCCGAAAUAUCGAGCGACGGAGCUGCACGGCGUCCGAAAUUUUGGACGUUCUUAUACAUCACCUCUAUGGGACCCGCGGCCGUUCCGCGAAUGAGUCCGAAUAAUCGAGCAUGUCCGAAAAAUCGGUCGGCGACUGUAUGUUGUUAGGAGGAGCGAGCUGGCCAAAAAAAAUUAUUGUGGUGCAUAAUUCAAAAUUUAGAUUGAAAAUUCAAAAUAACAAAAAUUUCUGCAAAAUAUUGCGGUGAAAUUACACGAAUAAGUCCUGGAAGUAUGACAUUCACAGGAAUCAUUCUGACUCGUGGUCAAUCAGAGUUUGCCUUAGGUCCCUUGCACCCAGCCCUGUUCAGAAAUAUCAGUUGAACCUAGCAUGCAGAACAUGGUUGUGACAAGCUACAAAGUUAUAGCAUACGAGGUACCCUUUUAUAUAUGUGACAAUAUGUAAUAGAAAUAAAUUUUUGUUUACGGUCGGUUCAAUAUCGGAUAGAAAGCUGGCAUACCUAUAGCUCAGCACAUAAAAUCAGCUCCGUGAAGUCGUAACUGGAAACAAUUGUGCUCUGUUGUAUUUGCAGAGAACAGCCAAGCUGUAGGUCAGUCUGCUUUAUAAGAGGUAUGUUGUGGCAAGCACAACAACCACAAUUACUGCCUCUUUGGCCCCUCACGUUUUUGGGUGCUUGACACUGCACUCGCACUUUCGUAAUUGGUGUGACCCAAAAAGAUUUUGUUGAAAAGUUGAAAAAUGUUGUAUAUUAUGUAGCAAGCAUCAUCUGGAGCCUAUAUACGGCAUCAAUAUCUGUCUACAUGAGUGUUGGGAAAAUGCAGGAAAGAAAGGGAAAGAAUGCUGCAAUGUGCAGCAGAAAUUAUGGCAUAUUGCGCCUAUUGAUUGGCACUCAUUGCCGUUAUUGUAAGUUACAGUGGGUGCAUAUAUUAUAGGCGUUUCCUCGUUUGGACCUUUGUUGAAGUUUUCGCAGUUGUCCAGUUGCAGUGCACAAAUUUUGCACCCAAAAUACGUCAGAAUUGAGCUGGCAUUUGUCCUGUGAAGGGAUUUUAAUUGAGAACUGGUUAAAAUGUUUACACCCGAUAGGAGAUGUAAGACAGACUACGACAAAACAAUUAAACAUAAACCAUGGAAUAAAAAUAGUAAUUGCAGGUAGAGUAGAUCAUCUCCGCAGACAUUUUCUUGUUGAUUUGACUGCUUAUUGAACAACAUUCAAACACUCUUUUACGAACUAUAAUAGCACAUUUUAGUCAAGCGUGACUUUCACAGGCACACUUAAGUGCGUACUACCACAUACAAACAAGCAGAGUCAUUGGGAUGUUGUGCCAACCUGUAGUCGGUCUCUAGUUUCUGGGAGAAUUUCUUCGUAGCAACAGGACGGUUACGAUGAAGCUCGUGACAAAUGUGUUCCUGAGACUGAAUCUGUCAGUUUUCAUUGUGCGCCGUAUGUUUUCACACCCCAAUAGCUUACGCUUCCUGGCAUUAUUUUGUACGUCACUUUUGUGCCCUUAGAGCGAAGCUCUCAUUAAGCUUGUGAAGUGAUAAAUUGGGGGACUUGCACAACAACGUGUACGCCACAGUUCGGAAUACAAACUGUGUCAGGAAUUUGAAAUCAAAUUUCAAUACAAAGUCUUCAGGCUCUACUGGUCGCAUGUCCCAUAUGAUGUUCCUGUGUUGUGCUGAAGAACACAGGAACCAGAGUAAUUACUUUCUUUGGACACCACAGUCGUGCAAUAGAUACAGGCGCAGAUGCCUGUGGCUGCGUAGAUUUUUAAGUCUAUACAACGCAUAGUGGGCAAAGUUGCCUCUACAGGGUCGCAAGUUGUCAGUCGUACUUUGCAGUAAAGCAUAUUGUGUCUGCAAGGCAGUGAAGAUGAAGUUGCGAGUCUGUGUGUGUUGAAGUUGAACUGCAGAGCAUAGACCUGACCCUCUUACACAUGACCAUGCAUUAAUUACAAAACCAAUGUAGGUAACUUUAUUACAUCCUAGCUCCUUUUACCUGCCUGUCGUAAGGCACACCUAUUGAUUGACUGCUUGAUACUUAUUGACUGACUGAUCUGGACAUAAUGCAAAACGACAUCAAAGUGCACGUGAGCUUUCACGUACAAUCCUGCAUUACAUGCAGAAACUAUCAAGUGCUCAAAUCGUUUCAAGUGUGGACUCCUUCUGUUAUGUCACAUUAGCUCGAACCUGCAAAGUUUAAGUACCUGUGCAGGUGCCUUCUCUUAUAGUAUAAGCUGCAUUUAGUCACUUUAUACAUAUACUAAAUGGCAGUAUAUAUAUAGCCCACUGGUUCUCAACCUGCAGAAUUUGGGUGUUCAUGAACAUCAUACGAGAUUUCUACGUAUGUACAUAUGGAUCUCUGUAGCAUUAGUGUUAGUCAUAGGUCUCUCGAAGUUGCAGUGACAAAAUUACAGGUUCUGUCAAAUUCACAUGUUAACAACCACUGACCUAGACCGUUAUUACCAGUUAAAUAUGGAUCAGUGAACGCAGGGUGAACUCUCCAUCAAAGUAACAUCUGUGUUUCUUACUGCUUUUGGACUGGGACAUUCAGUAGGUCCGUCGAGAGUCAAAUUUGAGAGUGCCACAGAAUUCCGCAUCUCUGUCUCUUUUGCAAUAAAUGCUCAUUGUAACAUAGACAGUCGGCUUUUGCAGAAAGCGAAAUCUUGCACAGCACCGCUCUUUGUUUCUGACAAAUGGCAUUCAGUCCCCGUGUGGCACGUACAUUUUUUGCUCUCGAUGGGAUCUCCUCAGAAUAUCCAAACCUCGAUGUCCCCUAGAGAUUCUCUUUGCGACGUACAGAGGAUCUCCAGAGUUGGAUAUCCGCAACAACUGCAUUACACAUAAAUUUCAACAAUCUUUGACUCUGAGUAAUUGGCAUACUUUUGUCUCGAUUACUUUUGACUACUGCUCUAUAUUUGGGUGCACGUUACUGACUUUCACGCAGCAUAACACCAUGUAACAGAAUUUUUAAAAAUUUUGUUUAUUUAUUAUUAUUUUGAACUCCGGCCUAGUGUACAGGCACGCAUUGACGUUGCCUGGUCUGCUGAAGUGAAAGGCUGCUACAGUCAAGUUAGAGACAAAUGACAAGUAUAAGAGAUACCUUCCCAUGUACUGCGUCGAUAUGAUCUUGCUUUGAAACUGCCUUUCGUGAUGACCGUACGGGGAUGUGUGAGUUUGUGUGUGCACAGUUUGGCAAGAAGUUAGUGGCAGUUUAUCUAAGCAGUCUACUAAUAUCGCAAACGAACUGCUCUCUGUCUGGUGACUUUGUUACGCUACAGUGCAAUGCCUAUUCUUAGACUGUGACAUAUCAUUUGUAUUCGGUGUAUUCAUUGCCAAUAUUUUUUGAUUAUAGGUAUAUGUUUGUACUGCUUACCGAGGAUAGUUGUACAUAAUUUAUGUGCAUUUAUGUACCAAAGUUCCCCACCUCCUAUACUGGCUACAUCUUAUAUGAGCAUUUGCAUAAAAUGCUUACUUCCGAGGUCAGGAAGUUCCUCAUUUGUUUUUGUGCCUGCCAUUUCAGUAUACAUGUAUGUCAAUGGCUUCACCGUCAAGGUAAUGUUGUAGGUUAUGUUUGUGAAGCUCUGGUCGUUUAAUUUUUUUAUUCUGGUAUUACAAAAGUAAACGAAGUGGAA